AUGUGCAAAGUCAACAGAAUCAUCGACUAUGGACGCAACGACCAAGCCCGCGUCGAGUCCUACGACCCCGAUGUCAGACACAAUGACAUCGCAAGCUACCACCAUCACAGAGUCAACAGAAUCAUCGACUAUGGACGCAACGACCAAGCCCACGUCGAGUCCUACGACCACGAUGUCAGACACAAUGACAUCGCAAGCUACCACCAUCAUAGAGUCAACAGAAUCAUCGACUUCGGACGGGACGACCAACCCGACGACACGCCCUACGACCACGAUGUCAGACACAACGACGUCGGAAGAAACCACCACCCCCAAGUCAACAGAAUCAUCGACUAUGGACGCAACGACCAAGCCCACGUCGAGUCCUACGACCACGAUGUCAGACACAAUGACAUCGCAAGCUACCACCAUCAUAGAGUCAACAGAAUCAUCGACUUCGGACGGGACGACCAACCCGACGACACGCCCUACGACCACGAUGUCAGACACAACGACGUCGGAAGAAACCACCACCCCCAAGUCAACAGAAUCAUCGACUAUGGACGCAACGACCAAGCCCACGUCGAGUCCUACGACCACGAUGUCAGACACAAUGACAUCGCAAGCUACCACCAUCAUAGAGUCAACAGAAUCAUCGACUUCGGACGGGACGACCAACCCGACGACACGCCCUACGACCACGAUGUCAGACACAACGACGUCGGAAGAAACCACCACCCCCAAGUCAACAGAAUCAUCGACUAUGGACGCAACGACCAAGCCCACGUCGAGUCCUACGACCACGAUGUCAGACACAAUGACAUCGCAAGCUACCACCAUCAUAGAGUCAACAGAAUCACCGACUACGGACGUGACGACCACCCCGACGACACGUCCUACGACCACGAUGUCAGACACAACGACGUCGAAAGAAACCACCACGUCCACAUGCUCAUCUCCUCCGGAGAAAUACGAAUACGGCGGGUCGUUCUACAAUUUCAGCACUUGCGAGAUGAAUCAUGCUUCCGCGGUUUUAGAUUGUUCCCAAUACGGAUCCCAUCUGGUCUUCAUCGGGUCGAAAGAAGAACAGGACUUUAUCGUAGUGUUUGCCAAUGAGGAGUACUGGAUCGGGCUGACCGGUCCCAGUGACAGCGAGGCAAGGUGGCUAGACGGAUCAAG
Molecule: messenger RNA, 1158 nt
Organism: Strongylocentrotus purpuratus (purple sea urchin)
Lineage: Eukaryota; Metazoa; Echinodermata; Echinoidea; Camarodonta; Strongylocentrotidae
Product: histidine-rich glycoprotein-like
Exons: 11
Coding region: 1-1095 (364 amino acids)
Source: RefSeq, a predicted model, not a curated record